AUGGGAAAGAGCAAGGUUCUUGUUGUAGGGGCUACUGGGUAUAUCGGUAGGAGAAUUGUGAAAGCAAGCUUAGACCAAGGCCAUAUAACCUAUGUCCUUCAACGUCCUGAGAUAGGCCUUGACAUUGAUAAGCUACAUGUGCUAAUGUCAUUUAAAAAGCAAGGAGCUCGACUUGUUCAGGGUUCAUUUUCCGAUCAGCAAAGCCUUGUGGAAGCUGUGAAGAAAGUUGAUGUUGUCAUUUGCACCAUGUCCGGGGUGCAUUUUAAGACCCACAACAUUUUGAUGCAGCUCAACCUCGUGGAUGCGAUCAAAGAAGCAGGAAAUGUGAAGCGUUUCUUGCCCUCAGAAUUUGGUAUGGACCCAGCACGAAUGGAGCAUGCAUUGGCACCAGGAAGAGAAACAUUUGAUGAGAAAAUGAUUGUGAGAAAGGCAAUCGAAGAUGCUAAGAUCCCCUUCACUUAUGUAUCCGCUAACUGCUUUGCGGGUUACUUUGUUGGCAGCCUCUCUCAGCUUGAGACCCUAACCCCUCCAAAAGAUAAAGUUCAUCUUUAUGGAGAUGGCAAUGCUAAGAUUGUUUACAUGGAUGAAGAUGACGUUGCAACAUACACAAUCAAAGCAAUAGAUGAUCCUCGAACAUUGAACAAAACCUUGUACCUAAGGCCACCAGAAAACAUUCUCUCCCAAAGACAGUUAGUUGAGAUCUGGGAGAAACUCAGUGGAAAGAAACUAGAAAAGAUCAUCAUUUCUGGAGAUGACUUCCUAGCUUCCAUGAAAGACAUGGAUUAUGCAGCCAAGGCAGGAAUGGGGCAUUUCUAUCAUAUUUUCUAUGAAGGUUGUUUGACAAAUUUUGAAAUAGGAGAAGAUGGAGAAGAAGCUUCAAACCUUUAUCCAGAAGUGAAAUACACUCGCAUGGAUGAGUAUCUGAAAAUCUUUGUUUAA
Molecule: messenger RNA, 939 nt
Organism: Dovyalis caffra
Lineage: Eukaryota; Viridiplantae; Streptophyta; Magnoliopsida; Malpighiales; Salicaceae
Source: the annotation of a GenBank genome assembly